AUGGCGAAAGGUGUAGUAGUUAUAAAGAAUAAGAAAGCAGUUGGUGUAGAAUUCUAUCACAAAGGAACACUGAAAUCAGUUUCUGUAAAUAAAGAGAUUAUUCUAUCAGCUGGUGCUUUAUCUUCUCCUCAGAUUUUAAUGCUGUCAGGGAUUGGACCAAAAGAACACCUGAAGUCACAUGGGAUACCAGUCGUAGUUGAUUUACCAGUGGGUGAUAAUUUACAAGAUCAUAUUUGUUUUUUGAGCUACUAUAAAACAAAAGAACUCGUCUUUAAUUCUCCUAACAAAACAGACUCUUUAUGGACGUUAGCCCAGUAUUUAACAACCAAAUCAGGUUUGUUGGCGACACCUGGAGGUAUAGAAUCAAUAGCUUUUAUAUCCACGGAUCCAAAAAGACCCGAAUAUCCAGAUUUAGAAAUUCAUGGAGAAGAUAUGCUUUUUAACGAAGAUGCGAUAGAGGGUGAACUUGGAGUAGACCCUAAGUAUGCCAAGUAUUAUUCUGGUAUAAACGAUAUAAACGGUUUUAUUCUGUCCUUUAAUUUAUUAAGACCAAAAAGUCACGGUUCAGUUCGUCUAAACAGUACCGAUGCCAUGCAACAUCCGAUCAUUGAUCCAAGAUAUUUAGAAAACAAGGAAGAUGUGGAGAGUUUGCUACGAGGUGUUCGUUUUUCACAGAAACUGACUGAAACCAAGACUUUCAAAUCUCAGGGAACGGAAUUUUUCCAUAAACCAUUUUCACCAUGUUUAGAAAAAUCUAAAUUUGAUAGUGAUGAAUAUUGGCGAUGUUAUAUAAGGUAUUUUACACUGGUUAUCUUCCAUUCUACCGGAACUUGUAAAAUGGGACGUACAGAAGAUCCAACCACAGUAGUGGAUCCACAACUAAGAGUGAAAGGCAUCCAUGGACUGCGAGUAGCUGAUGCUUCUAUCAUGCCAUCCAUAGUAUCCGGCAACACUAACGCACCGUGUAUAAUGAUAGGUGAAAAAGCCGCGGAUAUGAUUCUAGGUAUAAAACCACCAACACCUCUAUCGGACAUGUAGCUGUAUAUACCAUAACAGAGUGUUCAACCGUUAUCUUUGUGGUCGACCGCUAUAUACGUAUAUUUGUGUUCAACCGCUAUACGUAUCUUUUUGUUCAACCGUUAUAAUUAUCAGAGUUUUAAACCGUUAUAAUUACCAGAGUUUUAAACCCUUAUAACGACCGAGUAUUAAACCGGUAUAACUAUCACAGUAUUAUACCAUUAUAUCUAUCAGAGUUUUAAACCCUUAUAAUUAUCAGAAUGUUGAACCAUUACAACUACCAGAGUGGUAACCCUUUAGGACUGUCAGGUUGCCAAACCAUUAGGACUAUCAGAGUGUCAAACCAUUAGGACUAUCAGAGUGUAAACCAUUAGAACUAUCAGAGUGUCAGACCGUCAGGAUUGCCAGGGUGUUAAACCGCUAGGACUAUCAGAGUGUCAAACCGUCAGGAUUGCCAGGGUGCUAGGAUUAUCGGAGUGCCAAACCGUCAGGAUUAUCGGAGUGUUAAACCGUUAAGACUAUCAGAGUGUUAAACCGUUAUUUGACAUAGACUUUAUGAUAUUUUAGAAUCAAUGAACAAGAUUUUAAAGUGAAAGUAGUCCUACCAUUGCGGUCAAACCUUACAGGUUGUUUUUUAAAGAUAAGCGUUAAAUGAAAAUGAAAAUCUUAUUUGGGUUAGCCGAGAUGGAGCAGAGUUAAAAUUAAUCCUCAUUUCAAUUCUAUUUUGGGCUAGCACGGAUGGGUCAGAAACGCAGGGCGUUAAGGUUAGACCUCUUUUCAAUUCUAUUUUGGGCAUCCCUAAAGGUGAAAUAGCCUUUUUUGGCAUUAUUUAAAAAUAAAAUACAGCUACGUUUGUGGAAUCCAGAAAUUAAAAAUGAUAUUUCUCACAAAUACAUUGAGAUCAGCCGGGUGUCUAGGACAUAAUUAUAUAUAUUUUUAAAACUACCGUGGGGCUACUCUCAAUGUAAUAUAGACAGUAAUCCUGGGGUUUC
Messenger RNA from Patella vulgata (common limpet), 2009 nucleotides. Its product is annotated as L-sorbose 1-dehydrogenase-like. Gene Ontology annotation, molecular function: flavin adenine dinucleotide binding; oxidoreductase activity, acting on CH-OH group of donors. The record is from RefSeq and is a predicted model, not a curated record. The transcript has 7 exons. The coding region runs from base 1 to 1038 and encodes 345 amino acids. Lineage: Eukaryota; Metazoa; Mollusca; Gastropoda; Patellidae.